AAUUCCGAAGUGUAUCAAAUAGUGAGAGUCUCUGAACCGGGCCAGAAAAGUGUCCUCUUGUCCGGCCCGGAGCGUCUCUUCUGUUAAACCCCUUAAACCCUUGGACUCUCUUCCCUCAUUCUUCUCAACUUCCUCUACAAUGGAGUCUCUUCUAGGGUUUAUCGAACCACCAGCUGACGACGAAAUCGCUGAAACCAACUCUCAGGGAUUCAAAUUGGUUCCGUGGAUAAGCUGGGAUGAAUGGAACUCUGUUCGAGAUUCCCUUUUCUCUUCUUCUCCUCCUUCUGUUGCUUUUGCUCUUCAAAGGAUAUCGACGUGGAGGAGCAGAGGGUGCAUUCCUGUUGCAGUAGAAGUUACAGCUUCAAUUAUUGAAAUUCAGCAAAAAGAUGCUUUUUUCAGGAAGGACCUAGGUGGAAAUGCUUUGCAAUCAGAAGAAAUGCUUUCUAUGCUAUACUGCAUGGCAAUUAUGAGGCUUGUAAAUGGCGUUGUUGAGAAGACCCGCAACAAAACAGAAAUCUCUAUAGGUGAGGCAGCCAAUGAUAUUGGAAUUCCACGUAUGCUGAUUGACGUUCGCCAUGAGGGCUCUCAUCGUGAUCUUCCUUCACUGCAGUUGGUCCGUCUUGCCUCUACCAAGGCACUUGACUGGUUGAAAUCAUAUUAUUGGGAACCGCAAAGCAAAGCAAUUCGAAGGGAUCCAACAGCCAAUCUGAGGAAAGAAAUCAAACACAGAUUACUAGAGAUGGCUUCCUUAGUGGAAAUGAAGCAGACUACUAGAUCAAGUACUUCAGAAAAGCGAAUCAGGCCGGCGCAGCUUUGUGCAAGAAACAAGUUUCUCCCUGUCACCUCUGGGUUGCUACCAUGUUCUGGUAAUUUUAUUCAGCUUCAAGCCUCUAAGUCCACGGUUCAUGUCUGUGGCAGUGUUGCUGCAUCUACUUUUAUGAAGUGUGCUUUAGAACAAUUUCUCUACCUGUUUUGAAAAUCUAUCGCACAC
Nicotiana tabacum (common tobacco) is the source of this 991-nucleotide messenger RNA. Lineage: Eukaryota; Viridiplantae; Streptophyta; Magnoliopsida; Solanales; Solanaceae. The record is from RefSeq and is a predicted model, not a curated record.